AUGCGAGCGGUUCUGCGGCGCACACCGACGCAACCGAUCGUUUAUGUGGAAGGGGACUCGGCGUAUAUUUUUUUCAAUAAAAGGGUCUACGCCUGCGAAAUUCCAACCGAGAUGGCUCUCGAGUACUUUCCUAUCGCAAAUGAUCCAAAAAUUCUUGUGUGUUUGCUAGUAUUCGUGAACCAUGAUUCAAGCAAAGGGACCGACCCACCAAUCGAUCUAUACAAGGGAAACAGGGUAAUAAUUCAAGCCUCUUCUCCCAGCCCCAUCCCCGAACACUCGUCCUGGAUUAGAAAGGUCAACUACCAUUGCACCAGAAUCGUUAUUCCAAGAUGGACAAGGAGGGAACUCAUUGACAAUUUUCGUAAAGCAGGCGUUCGUAAUGACGAAUUCAUAAAACGCCUAAUGGAUAGCAUCAGAAAUGGGAUUGAGGUUGAUUACCGGGGCGUCCACCAAGCCAAGCUUGUCCUCAAGCAAAAAAUCAGCAAAGCGAGCUCGAAAGCAUUAACCUUUGAUGAGAAUAACCCUGGAGUACGUGCGACGAUUCAAAAGCUUUCAGCUUGUUCAUUAGAUCAGUUGGACGAGGAGUGCAUCCUGUCCACGUUGAUCGACGAUGCCGUCCAUCAUGUUGGUUUGGUGCCGCGGGAUGUUUAUGCAUAUGUUUUACGAGUGCACAACGACUAUGCUAUGCAGGAGGCUUUAUGGAAGUGUAAUUGGGAGGACAUGGCUGCAACUCUGGAGCUCUUCAAGUUCACCUACUACCUCGACAGCAAUACAAGCUAG
Molecule: messenger RNA, 780 nt
Organism: Marasmius oreades (fairy-ring Marasmius)
Lineage: Eukaryota; Fungi; Basidiomycota; Agaricomycetes; Agaricales; Marasmiaceae
Exons: 2
Coding region: 1-780 (259 amino acids)
Source: RefSeq, a predicted model, not a curated record